Entrophospora candida is the source of this 552-nucleotide messenger RNA. Lineage: Eukaryota; Fungi; Glomeromycota; Glomeromycetes; Entrophosporales; Entrophosporaceae. The record is from the annotation of a GenBank genome assembly.
AUGAAUAAUAAUUAUGCUCAUCUUGGUAACCAAAUUAACGGUUAUGUGCAUCUUUCUGAUACUAUUACUCCUAGCGAAAGCUCUGUUAAUCCCAUUUCCAACCAUAAUUAUUCUGUCAACAACAAUAACAUUGCUGGUUAUAAUUCAAUCAAUAAUAUGAACAACACUCGUCAAAAUCCCGCCAAUCAUAAUUUGGCUAGUCAUUUGGGUUUUAUCAAUAAUAGUUUUGUUGAUCAUAAUACUCUUCAUAACACCGUUGACAAUUCAAUCAAUAACAUGAACAAUGCUCACCAAAAUUCAACCAGUAACAAUAUCGCCAGCCAUGAUUUGGUUAACCAUUUGGGUAUUAUCAAUAAUCGUUUUGUUGGUCAUAAUAUUAUUCAUAACGCUGUUGACAAUAAUUUCUUUGGGCAGAAUUCAGUCAAUAAUGAUAAUAACAAUUUAGACACGCAAACUAAUAAUUACACAAGAGAUCAGCUAAUUUUUAUAGCAAUCCAACUUCAAAACAUUGUGGAUCAAUUGUUAUUAAAUAGCAACAGCAACAACUACUAG